Messenger RNA from Closterium sp. Naga37s-1, 999 nucleotides. The record is from the annotation of a GenBank genome assembly. NCBI's taxonomy places the organism in Eukaryota, Viridiplantae, Streptophyta, Zygnematophyceae, Desmidiales, Closteriaceae.
AUGGCAAAAUCCAAAAUCACACGCGCCCUUAUUCUAACACGAGGGGGAGACCAGCACGGUGAAGGGGGAGACCAGCACGGUGAAGGGGGGGACCAGCACGGUGAAGGGGGGGACCAGCACGGUGAAGGGGGGGACCAGCACGGUGAAGGGGGGGACCAGCACGGUGAAGGGGGGGACCAGCACGGUGAAGGGGGGGACCAGCACGGUAAAGGGGGGGACCAGCACGGUGAAGGGGGGGACCAGCACGGUGAAGGGGGGGACCAGCACGGUGAAGGGGGGGACCAGCACGGUGAAGGGGGGGACCAGCACGGUGAAGGGGGGGACCAGCACGGUGAAGGGGGGGACCAGCACGACAACGCUGACAUGGUGCUCGCUGACAUGCUGCUCGCUGCUGCCAACACUCGCAAGGAGCUAGCAGGGGCGGAGGCGCGGAUAGCAGCGCUGCAGGGGUCGGUGGUGGCAUUGGAGGCGGAGAUCAACCAGGUGGGCGGCAGGGAGUGCUGCUGGGUGGUGCAGGCACGGGGCCACAUGGGAUGGGAUGGAUCUGAAUGCAGCGCGGGAGCGAGAGGCGGAGCAGCUUCUGAUUUGACUCAAAAGCCUCCCCAUGCUUGUCCCCUGCCCGCCCACCCACCCUGCUUGUGGUGGUGGCAGGACCUGAAUGCAGCGCGGGAGCGAGAGGCGGAGCUGGUGGAGCAGCUGGAGCAGCGCGAGGCGGAGGUGGAGAGCCUGCGCCGCGACACCACCGAGAACAUCCGCGCCCAGCGCGCCGAGCUGGUGAGUCAUUGGCGGGUGGAGAGCUCGUCAGUCAUUGGCGGGUGGGCGCGCGAGCUGGAGAUGGAGAGGGAGUCGCUGCGGCGGGGCGUGGCGAAGCGCGACCAGGCGCUGGGGCUCAUGAAGAGAGAGCUUGAGCGCAGCGCUCACAUGCUCUCCGCCGCUGCUGACACCCGCCAGGUGAUCCGUGUUGCUCACACCCGCCAGUUUCUCUUAUCAGGUGGAUGA